AUGCGUCUUUCAGAACCUGUCCGGUGUCAUCGGUGGGGAAUGCGGACGGAGAGGACUUAUCCACGCCCCUCACGUUGCCAACUUGGCGAGAUCCUUUCCCCUCUCCCUCCUCCCCGCCCGGAAACUGGGCGUGGUUUCCUUUUUUUGUGCGUGCGCGUUGACGUCACGCCGGAGGCCAUAUAUAAGACCCGGCCGUUGGCGGCGCCACUCCCCUCUCCACAGCGACGCGACGAGACGGAAGACCUCGCUGAGGAGAAGGCCGCCAUGUUUAACAAGAAAUCGAUGGUGCUGGUUUGCGGGGGCGCCCCGAGCAUGGCCCCGAACACGCCGGCCUCACCUGGAGCCGGCGGAGGCGUCGGAGAAAGUAGCGGCGGGAAUAAUAACGACGGCGGCGGCGUCUCGGUUCCGAAGGCCUCAGGUCUUUUCUCAGAGAGGCCGCGCCCUCUGAUUGGCGGGGGGCCUCGCGCCGGACCCCUGAGGGCGCUGAUUGGCCCCUGGGAGGGGUCUCAGCGGGCGCUGAUUGGCUGCGACGCUGAGGGAGAAGGAGAGCAACCAAAAUGGCGCCCGGCCUCCCUGCCGCUGCCUGAAGGGGAGCUCGACGGCUGCGAGGAAGCCGAGGAGGAGGAGGCCGCGACGGUGCCGUCUUCCACCCCCUCGCCGGACAAAGAGAUGGCGGAGGAGGAAGGAGAGAAAGGGAAAGGAGGGCCCCCUCUCUUCCCGGACCACCUGCGGAAGACGACGCUGGAAGUGGUAGGCCGCUACCUGCGCGAGGCCGCCGACGAGGCCGGGUCCAAAGGCACCGGGCCCAAGUUCUCCUUCCAAGGCUUGCUGGGGCGCUUCGGGAGCAGCCCCAACGAGGCGGAGGUGGCGCGCGCGCUGGAGACGCUGCGCCGGGUGGGCGAGAGCCUCCGGGAGAAGCACCUGCUGGCCUUCCAAGGAAUGCUUAGAAAGUUGGAAAUAAAGAAAGAAGAGGACUUGGCGUCUGUGGCAGAAGUGACAACAGAGGUCUUCAGAGAUGGCAUAAUAAACUGGGGCCGCAUUGUGACUCUCAUCUCUUUUGGUGCCUUUGUUGCCAAACACCUGAAGAGCAUAAACCAAGAGAAUGCUAUCAACACUUUAAUAGAAAUUAUCACUGAUGUGCUGGUGACGGACAAGAGAGAAUGGCUAUUGAAACAUAAUGCCUGGGAGGGAUUUGUUCAGUUCUUCCAUGUAGAGGACAUAGAAGGUGGCAUCAGGAAUGUUCUGGUGGCUUUUGCCAGUGUGGCUGGAAUAGGGGCAGGCUUGGCCUACAUGAUCCGGUGAGCCCAAAAGCCAUUCCCUCACUUGGACAAAUCCUGUUCCUGCUGCAACUAGAAAACUGAGCUGUUCUUUGAAAGUUGAUGGGAGGCUAAAACACCUGGAAUUCCCAUGGAAGGGGUUGGCUUGAACUGGCAGGUAUACAACAUAAACCAACGAGAAUGUCUUUGCAGAGACCUCUCUGAUGAAGAAACAUGCACUCUGCUCCCUCAGAAGCGCCAUAAUGAGAAGCUAUGAGUGCUCCAGGGCAGGCUUGGUUGUGGACUCAAUCCAGGCCUGGUCAUGAGAGAAAGAAUCUUGGUCCAGUGAACUGCAUUGGUCAGUUGCCGCUCUUGACAGCCUGUUCCUGUUUUUUUAACAAAAAGUUCUCCUUUUCUCUGAAGAAGGAAGUGUUUUGAAUUGUUGGGACUUUUCUACUUCAUAUUUUAUUUUGAUUCCUCCUUUCUUUAUAACAUCAUUUUUGUGGCUGAAUUUAUACUUUUCUCCAAGAAAGAAAAAAAAAGAAGACAGAAAAUAGAAUGACUCCUGUAAGUUGGCUGCUGGAGACACAGCCUACGCAUACAGUGAUGCUAAAUCCCAUGAGUGGAUCUGAGACAGGCUUGUAGAUGUCAGUUUCUCGAAGGGCUUCAGUUUGUCGAAUCCAGAGUUAAAGUUGUCUUGCUGUUGGGCUAGGUUGUUUUUUAGUCUAUGCCGUACUGUUAACUUUGCGUAUUAGGCAUAUGUGGUGGAAGAUGGUGCUCUGGUCAGAACUGUUUGUUUACAUUCACUUUAAUAAAACAAUUCACAGGUUUUCUGGUGGGUCUCUUCUAUUGAGGCGGAGACAUGCACUCAUCGAGUCUUUUGUGGUCAAAUAAUUGUAGCCUGAUAAGCCACUCAAGGCCUAAGCAUGGUCUCCUUCCCCUGCUCUUUUUACUGGUAGUAACUAAAAACUCCAGGGCACCUGUUAAUAGAAACGUCACAAGGACUUGGAUUGUGUUUUUAUGAAGAAGCAGGCAGAUACAGAGACUGCAAAAUGUUCUUUCAGAGGUUAUCAUUGCUUGUUCCAGGAAUGAAAAACCGUGGCCCUCCACAUAUUUAUGGGCUUAAGCAUCCUAUCAGUCAGUCCCAAGCAGUCAUGGAUAAUAGGCAGGAGAGCCCCAGGUUCCUUAUUCCCCCCUGACUUAUGCCCUUCUGGUUCCCAUGUUGUUUUCCUUCUCUGUAAGUUGUAGGAUUAGCUCUGCAUAGUUCAUGUAACAUGACUGGUUGUUGUAGCUAACAAGUUCCAUUCAUUUCAGUAGUUGUGUUUUGACCUAUGCCAACAAUUUUACUUUCUCCUGUAUAACUUAAGAAAAAGAAUGAAGAGGUGGAGGAGGGAACAUUCCACUAGCAAAUGUCCAUUAUGUGAUGCAUUAAAAAACCGACAGUGUUCAGAUUCCUAACACUGUUUUUUUCAAAGA
Molecule: messenger RNA, 2732 nt
Organism: Anolis carolinensis (green anole)
Lineage: Eukaryota; Metazoa; Chordata; Lepidosauria; Squamata; Anolidae
Gene: mcl1
Product: MCL1 apoptosis regulator, BCL2 family member
Exons: 4
Coding region: 1-1302 (433 amino acids)
Biological process (GO): extrinsic apoptotic signaling pathway in absence of ligand; intrinsic apoptotic signaling pathway in response to DNA damage; regulation of apoptotic process
Cellular component (GO): mitochondrial outer membrane
Molecular function (GO): protein heterodimerization activity; protein homodimerization activity
Source: RefSeq, a predicted model, not a curated record